GCCGGGCGCAGGGCGGGGAGAGAGCUCCGGCGCCGGGAAGAAGCCGGGAGCUUCCCUGAUGGUGCCGCCGCCUCCGAGCCGGGGAGGAGCGGCGAGGGGACAGCUGGGCAGGAGCCUGGGUCCGCUGCUGCUGCUCCUGGCGCUGGGACAUACGUGGAGCUACCGAGAGGAGCCCGAAGACGGCGACAGAGAAAUCUGCUCAGAAAACAGAAUCGCCACGACCAAAUACCCGUGUCUGAAGGCUUCAGGCGAGCUCACCACGUGUUUCAGGAAAAAGUGCUGCAAGGGUUAUAAAUUUGUUCUUGGACAGUGCAUCCCAGAAGAUUAUGAUGUGUGCGCCGAGGCUCCCUGUGAACAGCAGUGCACAGACAACUUCGGCCGAGUGCUGUGUACUUGUUACCCGGGAUACCGGUAUGACCGGGAGCGACACCGGAAUCGGGAGAAGCCGUACUGCCUCGAUAUCGACGAGUGUGCCACCAGCAACGGGACGCUGUGUGCACACAUCUGCAUCAACACCUUGGGCAGCUACCGCUGUGAAUGCCGGGAGGGCUACAUCCAGGAGGACGACGGGAAGACGUGCAUCAAGGGAGACAAAUACCCCAAUGACACCGGGCACGAUGAGAAGUCGGAGAACGCGGUGAGGGCCGGGACGUGCUGUGCCUCAUGCAAGGAGUUUCACCAGAUGAAGCAGACGGUGCUGCAGCUGAAGCAAAAGAUUGCCCUGCUCCCCAACAGUGCUGCCGGCCUGGGCAAGUACAUCACUGGUGACAAGGUGCUGGCUUCAAACGCCUACCUUCCAGGACCCCCUGGCCUGCCUGGGGGCCAGGGCCCUCCCGGCUCACCAGGACCAAAGGGCAGCCCAGGCUUUCCAGGUGUGCCAGGGCCUCCUGGACAGCCCGGCCCACGGGGCUCAAUGGGACCCAUGGGCCCAUCUCCUGAUCUGUCCCACGUUAAGCAAGGCCGGAGGGGCCCCGUGGGUCCACCAGGUGCACCAGGAAGAGAUGGUUCUAAGGGGGAGAGAGGAGCACCUGGACCCAGAGGGUCUCCAGGACCCCCUGGUUCUUUCGACUUCCUGCUGCUUAUACUGGCUGACAUCCGCAAUGACAUCGCAGAGCUGCAGGAAAAGGUGUUAGGGCACCGGACUCAGGAGUUCCCUUCACGUCAGGAAUUUUCCAGCUAUCCAGAAACCAUGGACUUUGCCUCUGGAGAUGACUACCCGAAAAGAACUGAGACAAGAGACUUGGGAGCCCCCGGAGACUUUUCUCCUUAGCGCACCCCAACAUCUUCAUGCCAAAGGAAGAGGAGAGAACAGUGUUUUCACGGGCAGUUAAAUCAUCUAAAGAAAAAAACAAACACCACUGGAGACCUAGAAAAGAUACAUUUUUAUUUUCUUUACUCUUUUCCUGCCUUCUCCCUACUUCUCUUCUUCCAAAUACUAUCAUCAGAGUCCCCUGCCAGACCCACUGAGGACAUGAGGGAGUAAAAGAUGGAUUCGCAUGCUUCCCGCUGAGAGCCAGUUGGGGUGGUCUACGUUGGAACUUUUCUUUUACUUCGUUUUUUUUCAGGAACUUCUGGAUUUCUGAAUUAAGUACUCUCACAGUGUCUUAAAAUUUGGCAGAAUAUCAAAAAGGGAAAAAUGGCAAGGGGAGCUUUAAGAAAAUGUGAGUUUACUUACAAAAAAAAAAUAGAUAUGUGUCCAAAUUAGACUGUUAACUCCUCAGUAUCAACAUUAAGCCUCUUCAGUUAAAAGGGGGAGAUGAUGUAUAUUUACUUUGGUGGAUAAUUCUUUUUCCUUGCCAAUAUAAUAGAUUUUAAAUAUUCUAUCCUCUUGUCCAACCUUGUUUCCCAAUUUUGAUUAAAGAGAGAAGAAGGGGUGGAGAUUAGAGAAGACGGAGGAAUAUUACAGUCAUAUAUUUCUGUCAUAUGGGUUGCCACAUUUUAAAAUUCAAAUACGCCUAUUAAGGGUUCAUGCCGUGCUUAUCUAUAAGGAAAGUUAUUGUAGCUGUAGGAAUAAAUCCUCUUUUCAAAACAAAAUAAAUGUAUACGGUGCCCUGAUUCACAUUAGAACAAUGGGCUCCUGGUUUGCCAGGACAUUUUAAAGGUGUUUGAUCAAAUGAGGCAACUUGCUUAGUAAAUCACAGAUUAUUUUUUAAAUAAGGGUGGCUGACCCUUAGGGAGAGGUGCAGAAUUCCCUGGCUGUGCCACGUGUCCAGAAGGUGCCAUUAGGCUGUGAUACAGGUUGAACUUAUGGACAGUGGAGCUCAGGGCUGGAAGGAGGUUGCUGGCUUGGGUUGUUGGUGGGCCAGGAAGGAGAACCUUGAACAGAGACCCCAUUGAAUCAGCAGAGGCAGGUAAAUUUGC
Messenger RNA from Diceros bicornis minor, 2361 nucleotides. RefSeq names its product collagen and calcium binding EGF domains 1 (gene CCBE1). Gene Ontology annotation, molecular function: calcium ion binding. The record is from RefSeq and is a predicted model, not a curated record. NCBI's taxonomy places the organism in Eukaryota, Metazoa, Chordata, Mammalia, Perissodactyla, Rhinocerotidae. The transcript is spliced from 11 exons. The coding region runs from base 59 to 1270 and encodes 403 amino acids.